Molecule: messenger RNA, 290 nt
Organism: Hemiscyllium ocellatum (epaulette shark)
Lineage: Eukaryota; Metazoa; Chordata; Chondrichthyes; Orectolobiformes; Hemiscylliidae
Product: meiosis initiator protein-like
Exons: 3
Coding region: 19-255 (78 amino acids)
Source: RefSeq, a predicted model, not a curated record
UGUGUCAAUGGUUUCAUCAUGUUCUGUCGUAUUAACAGGAGGCUAUACAUCAGUGAUCAUCCUGGGACUGCUUCUACAGUUGCUACCAAAGCCCUGGCUCACGUAUGGCGCACCAUGUCAAAAAAUGAACGGCAGCCGUACUGCAUUAAGGCCCGUGAGUUCAGCAAAAUGAAUAACCGCAUCGUGAGGCUGGACAGCUCAUCGAGUGAAGAGAGGGAGGAGGUGCAGAUGCCCAAACCCCUCCAUCUCCUGUAAGACACCUUCUUAUUCUAAGACACACAUACACACUG